AUGAAUGAGCCCCGUCACAUCACCCACUUGGCCGACGAACUGCUGAGUCUGAUUCUAUCCUUCCUGCUCACGGAACCAGAGAGCCCGGACGGGCGCGAAAUCCUGCACGAUUAUGCCUUUCCGCCAUACAGAAGAAACGGCGCCAGUGCCGUGGCCUCGCGCGGCGAAAAAUCCGAUCUGGACAAAUACAGACUGGUGUGCACGCGGUUUAUGAGGAUAGCGACGCCCUGGAAAUUCCGUCGCUUCACCUUGAGGUUUUCGGCAGAAGGGUUUACUCGUCUGAAUGAAUUGGUCGACAUGCAACUGGCUCGUCACACGCGAUAUUUCACAUACAUGGUGCGACCCUAUUAUCAAGGACGCGAUUGGGGACAGUUUCUCACGGAGAUCGCAUCGGAUUACCCUACGCUCUCCGAUAUCCAUACUGCCAGGCUCGCCGAUCAAACAUCACUGAUCAAGACUUCGGAGGACAUAAUCUCUCUAAAGAGGGCAUUGGUAUCAUUCACUUCCUUGCAACAGGUCAAACUCCUUCGAUUACAAGAUAAGGCGGAUGAAGACAUCAUGGAGCGAGCGAGACGGUCACGCACGGCCGAAGGUCUCAAAUUCGACUGGGAACCCGCGUGCUCGCGUGCAAUCGGGAACCUGGGCUUGGCUCUUAUGGGAUCGAAUUGCCAGUCUGUCCGGUUUUUGGCCCCCCAGCUAAGCCCGGAGGCCGCUCUGAAACUGCUGCAUACACCUCGCGUCACCAUGUCUGCUCUGGGUGAGCGGCUUACAUGCUUAGAUAUAUAUUUUCAUUCUGUUUCCGAUGUGACUGCGUUGAUGUCACGACUAUCGAGCACUUUUAGGGACUUCUUCCAAGCAGCGAGAAACCUCGUUACAAUAAACGUCGGGUUCCCAGCCAAUAGUCCUCUAAACAUGCACCUAGAGGAUGUUUUCCAUCAUAUCCACUGGCCGCGAUUACGGAGCCUUGGAAUUCAGGGCUGGCGCCUUCACUCAUGGGAGAUCGGCUCGAUAGCGCGACGUCACCAGUCUCAACUGCGCGAAAUGCGCCUGCCAUAUAUAUACCUGCUUGAAGGGAGCAGAUGGCGAGAUGUUCUUUCCGUCCUACACGACGAAAUGGAACAACUAGAAGUUCUCAACCUACAACACAUUAACUAUGCAACACACUUUGAUACCGAGGUCAUGAACGGCAUUGAAAUCCCUCCCGGAAGCGAGGAGGAGGGAGAAGAGGAGGAGGAAGAAGAAGAAGAAGAAGUAGAUGAUGAUGAUGAUGAUGAUGAUGACUACCAUCACCACCACCAUCAAGAAAGUGACAACAACGACAGCCAUGAUGGCGAUGAUGGGAGUGACAACCACCAUUCAGACACGCAAUCCUCAUCUGACAUCUCCAUGCACGAGAUAACGUCAGAGACAGAACCCUACCCUUACUACUACCAGCACCGUGACUUGCACACCUUGACAGAACAGGAACUCGGCAUGCUCAGCGUUCAUGAUUUGGGCGACAAUGGGAUGUACGUGAAGCGGGAGCAUUGGCAUGUAUGGGAAAAAUGGGUGGUUGUUUCAAGGCGUCGCAUAUAG
This is a messenger RNA of Talaromyces atroroseus, 1575 nucleotides long. RefSeq lists its product as hypothetical. The record is from RefSeq and is a predicted model, not a curated record. Bases 1 to 1575 code for a protein of 524 amino acids. The transcript has 2 exons. Lineage: Eukaryota; Fungi; Ascomycota; Eurotiomycetes; Eurotiales; Trichocomaceae.